UCAGGAUUCCCGAAAGUACUUGGCUGUGUUGACGGAACUCAAAUUAAAAUUGCCACACCUAAUAAAAAUGAAAAUGAUUUUGUCAACAGAAAAGGAGUACAUGCCCUCAAUGUACAGAUGAUUUGUGACCCCAAAUUUAGAAUAACUUCGUUGUGUGCUAACUGGCCCAGAUCAGUUCACGACAGCAGGAUUUGGCGUCAGUGUGAAUUGAAUAACCAAUUUCAAAAUGGUAUUCACAAUGGUCUAUUGCUUGGGGAUUCUGGAUAUCCAUGUUUGACCUAUUUAAUGACACCUUUUUUAAACCCAACAAACAGACAUGAAGAAAAUUUUAACACCAGCUUAUGCAGAACAAGAGUUUUAAUUGAACAAACAUUUGGAAUUUUAAAAAGAAGAUUUGCUCUACUGCAUUAUGGCAUAAGAAGUUCUCCUCAGCAAGCUGUCAUUUACAUAACUGCGUGUGUAAUUUUACAUAAUCUUGGGAUAGGUAGGGGGGGAUUUACUAAAUGCCUCUAA
Molecule: messenger RNA, 513 nt
Organism: Patella vulgata (common limpet)
Lineage: Eukaryota; Metazoa; Mollusca; Gastropoda; Patellidae
Product: putative nuclease HARBI1
Exons: 4
Source: RefSeq, a predicted model, not a curated record